AAGAGAGAAAAAAAGAGGGAGGCUCGUGAACAAGGGGUUGGAGAGAAACGAUGGAUGAUUGCGUGAGAGGAAGGAAGGUAGGGAAGAAGAAUAGGGGAAGCGACGAAUGGGAAGAGAAGAGGCUCGUCGACGAGUGUCUUCGCGAGAGCACAAGAAGAAGAAGGAGAGCCUCGCUGCGGAAGUUUCGCGCGCCGACACGCUAGGAAUUUCCAUCGGCAACCUAACCUUUUACAUCUUCUUCCACGUGGACGACCGAAGUCACAGAGCACGAGGAGAGGCAGGAUUCCCUCGAGAGGUCGCGGAAUUGCUGUUCCGGUUAUUUUGAAAGAUGGAUAUGAUCGACAGUCAAGACGAGAUUAGUAGCAUCGCAAGCAGCUGUGAUAUUGAAACCCAGUACGAUGAAGAGAGCGUGCCCGAUAUCGACGGAGAUGAACCGUCCAGCGAUAAGCACAAGAAAUUACCCUUUCGCAGAAGUCUGUUCGAUAACGUGGCGCCCUACAUCGCUUUUCAGUCGCACAACAAAACUGGUGAAUUUCUACCCUAUGAGAUAACGAGACACCUGAAAUGGCAUCUCAGCACGAUAACGCCGUUGAUAGUGCGCAGCGUUGUGCUGAACAGCGGCUAUCGAUUGCUGAAAAAGUGCCGGAACUGGAGCGGCAGUUGGGGCAAACAUCUCAAGUCCGUUUGCUACAAAACGUUAAACGAGUCGCAGAAGGUCAACCACUUUCCCGGGACUUUCCAAAUUGGUCGCAAGGAUCGACUGUCGCGUAAUCUCGCCCGAAUGAUGAUGAAAUACGGCAAACGGAACUUCGACUUUGUGCCGCGCACCUAUGUGCUACCUCAGGAUCUACGUGUGUUCCAUAGAGUGUGGGAAAAGACCGGCGGCAAGGAGAAAUGGAUCGUCAAACCGCCCGCCUCCGCCCGCGGAAACGGGGUUCGCGUGGUCCAUCGCUGGUCUCAGAUACCAAAGAAACGUGCCGUCGUUGUACAGCAAUAUCUAUCGCGACCGAUGUUGAUACACGGCGCAAAGUUCGAUCUGCGCCUUUACGUACUCGUCACCAGUUUCAAUCCGCUUAGAAUCUACAUCUAUCCGAACGGUCUAGUGCGCUUUGCCUCCGUCAAGUACAACGACGACAUCAACUACCUCAGCGACCGUUUCAUGCAUCUCACCAACUAUAGCAUCAACAAGACUAGCGCGACGUAUACCAACAACGACUGCGUGGAUUCGCGCACGGGACACAAAUGGACUCUGAAGACACUGUGGUCUUACCUCGAACAGGAGAACGUGAAUGUCGCUAAAAUAUGGGCGUCCAUAAAGGAUAUAGUUGUCAAGACGAUGAUAGCCGGGGAGUCUUCCAUCAAUACCUUAACGAGGAUAAACACAACUUCGAGGUACACCUGCUAUGAGCUUUUCGGAUUUGAUAUUCUUUUGGAUGAGACUCUAAAACCUUGGUUACUUGAGGUAAAUAUAUCGCCCUCUCUGCAGUCUUCCUCGGAGCUUGACAUCGCCGUUAAGGGACCCCUUGUUACGAAUGUUUUCAAUAUGGCCGGAUAUCAACUGCCCGCGAACAUACCGGAGGAAAUAGUCGAUAAACUAGCCAAGAGAUAUCAAUUAGAUCAAGUGUGCCAAGAUUAUAGACUGCACCAAAAUAAUCUUAGCUAUCACGAGCGGCACAAGCAAUCCUUGUACGCGAACUUGAGGAAUCGAGAGGAUUAUCUUGACGAAAUAAUCGAGGAUCUCACACCCGACGACGUUCGGCACUUGAUUGUGUACGAAGACGAAUUGGCGAUGUUGGGUCAGUUCGAAAAAAUUUUCCCCACUGCCGAUAGUCACCAUUACUUGCAAUUCUUCGACGUUUCGCGAUAUUACAACAUGCUGUUUGACGCGUGGGAGGCCAAAUACGACGAAAAUCGGGAGAAAGGAAUUUUCAGAUUGCAGAAGUUGUGCAAGUCCAAGUAUCAUCUCGAACAGUCGUCAUCCGGUGCGAUUUAUUAGAUAAUCUUUGUUCCGAGCGCCGUUGACGUCGAUGGUAUUAUACUCAAGAAAGCGUGAUACGGCCACACGUCGGCAAUCUCCACCAAGUGGAAUUUCUUUUUUUCUCAAGGCUGAUAUACGGGUAAACAUACCAUUUCCACGUCCGACGGUUCAUCAGGAGCCGAUUUCAUUACGUGCCUUUCUCCACGGUUGUGCAAAUUAUUCAAAUGUAUAAAAUUCUGUCUUUAAUAAAAAAAAAAAAAAAAUUUCAGUAAGUGCAGGGCAAGUCUUCUCACGAAUAUAUCAAACAAAUCUUAUUUUAUGUUACUGCACAAAAUUGAUUUUUUCGAUUCAUUUUUAUUUUUCAAUGUAAUUUCAGACACACCCUUUGUAUAUUUCUUAAGAAACAUUUGUAAAAACAUUUAUUUUAGAAAGUGAUAUAAAUUUUGUACGAUACUUUUUGA
Molecule: messenger RNA, 2439 nt
Organism: Pseudomyrmex gracilis
Lineage: Eukaryota; Metazoa; Arthropoda; Insecta; Hymenoptera; Formicidae
Product: tubulin polyglutamylase TTLL4-like
Exons: 3
Coding region: 329-1996 (555 amino acids)
Biological process (GO): microtubule cytoskeleton organization; protein polyglutamylation
Cellular component (GO): cilium
Molecular function (GO): tubulin binding; tubulin-glutamic acid ligase activity
Source: RefSeq, a predicted model, not a curated record